Molecule: messenger RNA, 1308 nt
Organism: Exaiptasia diaphana
Lineage: Eukaryota; Metazoa; Cnidaria; Anthozoa; Actiniaria; Aiptasiidae
Product: mitochondrial chaperone BCS1
Exons: 4
Coding region: 26-1285 (419 amino acids)
Biological process (GO): mitochondrial respiratory chain complex III assembly; protein insertion into mitochondrial inner membrane from matrix
Cellular component (GO): mitochondrial inner membrane
Molecular function (GO): ATP hydrolysis activity; ATP binding
Source: RefSeq, a predicted model, not a curated record
CAUGGCGGCGCACUGAGCAAUAAAAAUGCCGAUGUCUGAUUUGGUAUCUUCUUUAGGAGAUAAUCCGUAUUUCUCUGCAGGUUUUGGUUUAGUUGGAGUUGGAGCUGUAGUAGCGGGUUUAAGAAAAGGAAGUCAACAUGCAUUAGUUGCCCUUCGACGCUUGGCACUCAUCACGUUGGAAGUCCCAUCGAAGGACAAAAGCUACCACUGGGUGUUACAAUGGAUAACAGCCAACGCAAGAAAAGCACAGCACAUCAGCGUCGAGACGACUUUCCAACAACAUGAUACAGGAAGAAUCAGCACUAGAUAUGAUUAUGUUCCAAGUCCAGGAACACAUUUUUUUCAGUACAAAAAUAACUGGAUCCGCGUUGAAAGAAGUCGAGAGAAGAUGGUCGAUCUAACAACUGGUGCACCUUGGGAAACUGUAACAUUGACAGCUCUAGGGAGGGAUAGGAAGAUCUUUAAUGAUUUAUUAGAGGAAGCUAGGGUUAUGGCUCUUGCUAAGACUGAAGGAAAAACUGUUAUGUACAUACCAAUGGGAGCUGAGUGGAGACAGUUUGGCUUCCCAAGAAGGAAAAGACCUCUAGAUUCAGUCAUUCUCGGUGACGGAAUUAGUGAGAAUAUAUUAUUGGAUGUCAGAGAUUUCAAUUCAAAUUCAAAGUGGUACAUGGAUAGAGGAAUUCCUUAUAGAAGAGGAUAUUUAUUAUAUGGACCUCCAGGAUGUGGAAAAAGUAGUUUUAUACAAGCCCUUGCAGGAGAGCUAGAUUACAGUAUCUGUGUGAUGAACUUGAGUGAUCGUAGUCUAUCCGAUGACAGACUCAACCAUUUAAUGAGUGUAGCUCCUCAGCAGAGUAUCAUUCUAUUGGAAGACAUUGAUGCUGCCUUUGUUAAGACUGAUGAGGCUAAAGAUGGAAGUAAAAGAGAAAAUGUGUAUAUGAACAGGGUAACCUUCAGUGGAUUACUAAACUGUCUAGAUGGGGUGGCAUCAACAGAAGAACGAAUUGUAUUCAUGACAACAAACCAUCUAAACAGACUUGAUGGAGCACUUAUAAGACCAGGAAGAGUUGAUGUUAAACAAGAAAUUGCCUGGGCAUCCAGGAGCCAGUUAAUAAGAAUGUUUAUGCGUUUUUAUCCUGAACAAUCACAUACAUUAGCUACAAAGUUUGCUGAUAAAGCAUUAGAGUCUGGUGAAGACAAAAGUGUAGCUCAAAUUCAGGGACAUUUUAUGAGGUUUAAAAAUGAUCCUCUUGCAGCUGUUGAACAAGUUGAAUUGAUAAAGUUAUAACCAAUAAAUGGAAAAAGCAGCUA